Acanthaster planci (crown-of-thorns starfish) is the source of this 6275-nucleotide messenger RNA. RefSeq names its product eukaryotic translation initiation factor 4 gamma 2-like. Lineage: Eukaryota; Metazoa; Echinodermata; Asteroidea; Valvatida; Acanthasteridae. The record is from RefSeq and is a predicted model, not a curated record. Gene Ontology annotation, cellular component: eukaryotic translation initiation factor 4F complex. Gene Ontology annotation, molecular function: mRNA binding; protein binding; translation initiation factor activity.
UUUCCUCUGCCAUCCAUGCGAAAACAAGAUGUCGGCAGGUACGGAUGUGGUCUGAAUAUUUUGUGUAGUUACAGCGGCUUGAAUCAAGACAAAGUGGAAGGCCAGGGAGAAGUAGGUGGUGCUUCUCAAGCUUUCCCUCAGCGAAGGCAACAAGAGACGCCACGACAGUACCCCACCAAAAGUAACUACCAUGAACCUGUGUUGAGCAACAAAGGCAGUGGACUUCAGAGUAGUAGUAGUGGACGAGCCCAACAGAGAUGGGUUCCACCAAGCUCAACCAACAGACCUGAAUAUCACACCAACCAAGAAAGGCAUAAUCACAUCUUUAGGCGUGUCAGAGGGAUUCUGAACAAGCUCACCCCUGAAAAGUUUGACAAGUUGGUUCUUGAGCUCCUCAAUGUAGGAAUCGACUCAAAAGUUGUACUCAAAGGCAUCAUUCUCUUGGUAUUUGACAAAGCUUUAGAAGAACCCAAGUACAGUGCCGUGUAUGCUCAGCUAUGUAAGCGAUUGGAUGAAGACGCACCUAGCUUUGAGCCUCCGGGCUCAACCAGUAGAACUUUCCGGCGCCUGCUCAUCAAUAAAUGUCAGGAUGAGUUUGAGAACCGAUCGCAAGCUUUUGCAGCCUUCGAAAACAAAAAUGGCAAUCUCACACCGGACGAGGAGGAGCAACGUCACAUCACCAAGCAGAAGAUGCUGGGUAACAUCCAGUUUAUUGGUGAACUCGGCAAACUGGAAAUGCUACAUGAGUCCAUACUGCAUAAGUGCAUUAAACAGCUGCUGUACAAACGAAGCAGUGAGACAUUUCGAGAGAAGGCGGAGGACUUGGAGUGUUUGUGUAAGAUAAUGAAUACAGUGGGCCGGAGACUAGACCAUGACAAAGCGAGGUCUUGGAUGGAUCAGUAUUUUGAGCGCAUGACCCGUUUCUCAGAAGCUCCCGAGUUGCCAGCGAGAAUUCGCUUCAUGCUACAGGAUUGUCUGGAGCUGAGACGCAACAACUGGGUGCUUCGACAUUGCGCCGUUGUGCAAGGUCCAAGGACAAUACGUCAAAUCCACCAAGACGCUUUCAAGGACUCCGGUAUGUCGAUGGACAUGGGGCGUUCCCAUGGUGAAUUCUUCGGCCCACUGAACGGUGAUCGAGGUUUGCAUGGUGGUUGGGAAUCACGAGGAGCCAUGAGCGAUAUCUUCCUCCAAGAUACAAUGUCUGGUAAGGUUGGCACUGGUCCAGGCACCAUUGAGAUGGAUUCUUAUGCUCAUUUCAUGAUGCAACAACAACAGCAGCAGAUGAGGAACCCACAACGCAACAUGGAUAGACAAAACCAAGGCAACUACCAGGGUAACUACAACAAUCCGCCACCACGCCUACAGCAGCAUAUGAAUCAACAGGGUAUGGGAAUGGGUAAGGACGGAGGAGGGGGUGGAUACAUGGGUCAAAGGUCAAACCUGUCAGGGCAACGAGACAACAAACCACCACGUAUGAGCAAGAUGACCUCCGACCAGCUCAACCUUCGUCCCAACUCCAGCAACAUUUCUCUCAAGCCCCAGGGUCCUAGCAUGUUACCUCCUAGUACCAAAAAGACAUCAUCUCAGCCUCCUAGCCUUGUCCCUUCCAAACCCAACAACCCAACUCCAUCAUCUCAACAACCUCCGGUUGGUAACCUGCAGUCUGGUUUCCCUCCAUUGAGCGUCAAGCAGAGUACCAGUUCAGAACGUGGCAAGCAAGCAAAGAAACAAACACCCAGCAAGGAGGACUUGCUCAAGUCUAUGGAGACCUUGAUGAAGUCUUACUUGACUUCCGAUGACCUGACAGCAGCAGUUGACGGUUGGAAGGAUUUGCGUGUAGCUGGAGAGUAUGUCGCUGCCUUGCUGUGUAGCAUCAUGACGGAGGCGCUCACUAAGGGGGACACGGAAAGGGAAAGCGUCAGUAAAUUCAUCACAGCACUCAAACAGAAUGAUGCCGUCACAUCAGCACAGUUCAUAGAUGGGUUCACAUCCCUCUUGGAGCGUUCCACUGACCUAGAAGCAGAGGUAGCCCUCAUCAAGUCUCACAUGGCCAGUUUGGCUGCUCGUGCUAUCGUUGAUGACGUGGCUCAUCUCGCUGACAUCGCCAAACCCUUGGAGUCUGGUGCCUACUAUCCUCUCUUUCUUCUGUGUCUUCAGAAACUUCACAAGAUGAAGGACAAGGAAUGGCUUGUCAAUCUCUUCAGUGCAAGCAAGGUGAACAUGAUGCUGAUGUUACCUGAGAUUGACCAGAGGAAGGAGCGCAUGAUGGAUAUUCUUGAUGAUAAGGGCCUGAGUUUCUUGUUCCCACUGCUGAGGGUUCAGGCAGACAUCUGGAAGCAGAUAACGACAGAGCCCAACCCUUCCGCACUUUACAAAUGGAUCCGAGAUAACAUACCGACCAAAAUACAUGCGGACAAGGGUUUCAUCAACGCUCUGGCAACAAGCAUCAUCAAGUUUGUAACUUCCCAGACCACUCUGGCUGAAGGUAUUGAUUCCAGCGUUGCCCCAGACAAGCCCCUGCAAGACAAGGAACGAGCCCUGCUGGAAAAAUUCAAAGCUGUCCUACAGAAGUUCGUCCACGAGAGCGUUGCCUUGCAGCUCAGUGCAUUGUAUGCAUUGCAGGUGCAUUGUAAUAAUAGCGGGUUCCCCAAAGGCAUGUUGCUGCGUUUCUUCGUCAACUUCUACAACAUGGAGGUCAUUGAAGAAGAAGCUUUCUUGAAAUGGAAGGAAGACAUCUCGGAUGAACAUCCAGGAAAGGGCAAGGCACUAUUCCAGGUUAACCAGUGGCUGACCUGGCUGGCAACCGCUGAAGAGGAAGAGGACUCUGAAGACGAGGACCCAGACCAAUAAAGUAUUGUAGGCUGUCAUUUGGAUUUGUGCAGGGUGUAGUCUGUUACCCUGAUUGUAAGGGUGGCUUAGAGUUGCUCUAGUGUGAGAAUUCGCUCAACAGUCCAAGGUACUCGGCUGAUAAUUGAUAAUUUUUUUGGGGGGGUUGACCUUAGCAGGAGACAAAGAGAUGAAAUAACUAGCUUUAGGAGGAGGUUCCCUGGAACGCAUUCCCAACCAUGUGAUUUUGAUCGUUAAUAGAAUUGUUAACAGGUGAAUUUAUCCACUAUAACUAAUAUGAUAUUUUAAAACAUGUUAAAGCCAAAAUGUAAGGUUCUGGGAUCACUUAUCCAACUUGCAUGCCCGCAGUAUCUUUGUGGAAAGUUUUGUGGCCAGUAGGAAUUUCUUCAGCAACUUCACUGUUAUUUCGAAAAAUGAGUUGUAUUAACAUCUGUUAUUGCCUCCCUAACAGCUUCAAAAUUUAGGAAUGGUAUGUUUCAUUCAGGGACUGACAGUAGCUAAUUCAAGGGAUUUAGCAGUGUCGAGUGAUGCUGUCUGCACCAAGACAACCAGCAUUUUUGUCUCAUUUCAGUCCCAGAAUGCCUUGUUCUCUAUUUUGUGUGAUGGGUAGUAUUUUUGAAACAUGGCUACAGCAAAUCUGCUUGUUGCUCCAGAAAACGGUCUGCCGGUCUACAGUUAAAGGCCUGCCAUUUUAUUACAGUCAUGAGGAUUGCUUAUGGACACUGAAGAAUAUGAAGUUCUCCCUCAUUAAUGCCAUUUCGUGGGCUGUUUCUUCACUUCCAUUUUGUAAGAAGAGUUAAAUCUGGCUGUGCCAAAUAUUGAAAUUUACCCCAUGAAGAUAAGAAAUAAUCUCGAUGUAGAGUUUAGAUUAGUUCCCUAAACAGGAAAGUGCAAGAACUGGAGUGAACAUUGAUAUUGUCUGGUGCUAUUGUCGUGUGUCGAAAACAGUUUGUAAUAUUUAACCUGCCAGGUUUUCUUUUUGUUUCUGGCAUUCCAAGUUGCUAAUUAGAAACACUUGCUGUUGGAUAUGCUUAUGCUUGUGGCUAGUAUUACUAAAUGCUUGAUAAGGUAAUUGGCUAUUAAACAAAUAUGAUUUCUUCCUAUCUAUACAAUCUGCCCGGUUCCCUUGUCAAGCAAUUUUUUUUUUCUAUCUGCGUGAUGUUUGGGGAAAGUGUUUGUUUUGAUGGUCAAAGAUGGUAUGACAUGGAAUGCCUCUCCCAACUCAGAGAAAGUUUGGGUGUUUUGCUGUUAACUAUACUUGGACCAGAGGGUAAAUCCUUUUUACUUAUGCAUUCAUGCUCAGUCCAGUCACACUCAAAUCACCCUUGUCAAACUGUCUUGUGAAGUCUUACCAUCAUUCACCUGUUGCCAUUGAUUGUAACUCUCUUGGUGUUCAUGGUCUGUAGUACCUCAUGUGAUUAUUUUAUUGUGAAUGGUUCCCCCGUGUUUACAUGCAAUGGCUGUUGAAAAACCAAUAGUGCAACCAUGCCCCAAGGUCUUGUUCCUAAUGGGCUAUCAGCCCCGAGCUGAAGUGCACCGUCAAGUGGCGAAAGAAAGACAGGUGGUUACAAGCAGGUUUUACAUGCGUUCUGUGUGUACGCAAAGACCAUACAUGCCGGAAUACAUUAGUUACGUGUACUCAGCGUGCUCCGCGUCAAAUGUGCCUAUACUUGUGUGCCUCAUGGUGCGCCAGUGCGCUGAGUACCAACAAAAACAUGCCCUUUUUUGUUCCGCUUGGAGCGGAUUAGAUGGAACUGUCCACCAUUUGGGCAAUUGUGGUCCAACUAUGGUCAACUGUGGUCAUCCUUCAAACUUUCCCUCAGUUCACAUUGCCUGGUAAUCCUCCUGGAUCCAUCAAAGUACACCUGGCUGUGGGGCAUUGGUAGAAUAGAGGUUCCCAAUAGUGUGCCUCCAAGAGUUUGCCAUGCGUUGGCCAGUCACCGCAUGCGAAAUUUGUUGACCCUUUCCAAAUGCACAUUGGGUGGACAGAUUUUGCCAACGUGAUUGGCCAAUGUGUUGCCAACUCUUGGCAGCACUGUUGUAUAGACCAAAUAAGGUGGUGUGAGGGGAUGGAAAAAUAAAGUUUGGGUUAAAAAUCUCAUAUUUAUUCUCAAAAUGUUGCCUUUAAUUUCUGAAUCCCAACUUCCUGAUGUACAGUUAGAUAGCAAAAUUUUGAAUCAGUGUGAAACUAAUUUGUAUUAAACUCAAAAAGUAAGACAGUAAAAUGACAUAUCACUAAGUGUAGAUUUUCAAAGUGUAGACAAAACUUGCAAUAUUGGAGCAGUUAAUACUGUCUAAUGUAGGUUUCAUCCCCAAUCAUUCCUAAAUGUAAUGAAGCAUGCUUCCAAUGUUUGCUUCCUUUUCUUUUCGGUUUUUAGAAGUCACAAGUUGAAUUUAGCUGUCUCAAUACUUAAUCAGCAUUUAUGGAAAACUGUAUCAAGUAUGUUUUGUACAUCUGCUGGAAUAAUGCUUUCUACGUAAGUCAGUGUGACUUUCAAUUUGGAACUUUGCACAGAAAAAUGUUCAGAAUUUCACAUUGAUGUUUGUGUAGAUUAUGUCUGGUUUUAUUUAUCGACUAUAAGCGAGCAGUAAGCCAAAACCAAACUGUAGUCUGCAACUAAUACACGGUUGGGUAGUGACAUGUGUAAAAGUAAUGCCUGCUUUUAUAUAGUACUUUUAAGUCCUGAUCAGUAUGUAUUACAUUUCAUGUUACCCCUGAUAGGUCAGCUUAUAGUCGACCAUAGAUACAUGUACAAGGAUGUGUUUCUAUGUUGCUGCAAAAGUACAUUGAUGUUGUGUUCAGUGAUGUCAAAUUAACGAAGUGUGUUUUUACACAUUUCCCUGUACAUGUUGCAUGUUGGGGAAACCGAUUGCAAUUUAUCAAAUCAUGACUUUGAUUCAUCCUUCUGGUACAGUCUGAUCUUGGGUGUCCAUUUGCUGCUGCAGAAGUGUCAGGUGUUAAAGAAAGUCUGUGGCAGAUUUCUGUGGAGCCACAGCUGAAGUCGUUGCUUGGUAAUUGGCUCUGAUAAGGUACAGUGCCUCGCCUUUGGUGCCUAGGAAAAAAAACUUGGAUUCUUGAAGACUGUGUCACAAGACUACAAACUAGAUACCCUAUCAUGCCUAUUGAACGUACAGAGGACAGAGAAACAAUGCACUAGAAUCCAAUUGUGUAUCUGAGGCUCUUCUGAAAGAAAAAUUCUCCAAAUAUUUAAAACCCAGCGAUGCACUUGAAGUAUUAUUGUAGUUGUAUAGAGGUAGAUUGUAGUUUAAAUGUCUCUUUAAAUAGUCACGUGAGAAUAUUUGUGCUAUGUGUAGACUUAAAAGGUACAUUUCUCAUUCCUUUUUUGUCUAAGUACACUCAGAAUAUAGACUCUCAAGUCAAAAUUGUGGAAAUAAAAUUCAUUGUGUUUGAGUCGCAUUACAAACCA